AUGCCCACUAUUGAGGAACUACUUGACGAAUUGGGCAACGCUUCUUGGUUUUCUAAACUGGAUUUACGCCAAGGUUUUCAUCAAAUCCGGAUGCAUCCUAAAGAUAUACCAAAAACCGCAUUCCGCACUCACCAAGGUCACUAUGAAUUCUGUGUUAUGCCAUUCGGCCUGUGCAAUGCUCCAUCUACCUUCCAAGCUGCCAUGAACACCUUACUCCAACCAUAUCUGCGCAAAUUUGUCACUGUCUUCUUUGACGAUAUUCUCGUCUACAGCGUUUCUCUCGAGGCACAUUUAAUUCAUCUUGAACAAGUGCUCACCACCCUCCUGAAAGAAGAAUAUUUUUUGAAAAAAUCCAAAUGUAUUCUUGCUCAACGCAGCUUGGAAUAUCUGGGCCAUAUUGUAUCAGCUUCUGGAGUUAAACCUGAACCUUCAAAAAUCCAAGCUAUUCUUGAUUGGCCAAUACCUUCCACAAUCACUGCCCUACGCGGAUUCCUUGGUUUAACUGGAUUCUACCGCAAAUUCAUUCGUGGAUAUGCUGCAAUUGCAACACCCCUCACCGCCUUACUCCGAAAAGACUCAUUCAUAUGGAACCCUGAAGCUACCAUUGCAUUCAAAGCCCUCAAACUAGCCAUGACAACUGCCCCAACUCUAACCCUCCCUGAUUUUAACCUACCUUUUGUGCUUGAAACAGAUGCAUCUGGCAUUGCCAUGGGAGCCGUAUUGAUGCAAAACUCUCACCCCAUAGCCUUUUUUAGCAAACCUUUUUGCCCAAAACUCCAAAGAGCAUCAAACUCAUUUUGCAAUACCUUACUUGAAGAAUUCCACAGCUCUCCCUCUGCUGGUCACAUGGGUUUCACUAAAACUCUUGGCCGAUUACAAGCAAAUUUUUGGUGGGAAGGAAUGAGAAACCAUGUCAAACAAUUUGUAAAAAAUUGCCACAUCUGCCAACAAGUCAAAUACGAAACAAAGAAAACCCCAGGUCUCUUACAACCUCUACCUAUCCCUCAUGCCAUUUGGGAGGACCUUUCACUUGAUUUCAUCACUGGUUUGCCGCUUUCUAAGGGUCACAAUGCCAUUCUUGUAGUAGUUGAUCGCCUUUCUAAAGGUGUGCAUCUAGCUGCCCUAGUCCCGAACUAUACUGCUCAUAAGAUUGCAUCCAUAUUCUUUGAUACUGUCUGCAAAUUACAUGGAAUGCCUCGCAGCCUUGUCUCCGAUAAAGAUCCACUCUUCAUCAGCAAAUUCUGGCGUGAACUAUUUUCUUUAUGCGGCACCAAAUUACGUAUGAGCACCGCCUACCAUCCCGAAACUGACGGUCAAACAGAAGUUUUCAAUAGAGUUUUAGAACAAUAUCUUCGUUCUUUUGUGCACCACAAACCGUCCCAAUGGUCUAAUUAUCUAUCACUUGCUGAAUGGUCUCAUAACACAUCCAUCCACUCAUCAACUGGCCUUACCCCAUAUCAAAUCACAUUCGGAAAGGAACCUCCAUCUAUCCCUCAAUAUAUCCAAGGCAACUCUCCCAUUGAAGCUGUUGAUUCCUUCCUCACUACUAGACAACAACUCAUUACAAAGUUACGUGCCAAAAUACAUAAAUCUCAACUCACCAUGAAACUCUCAGCUGACAAACAUAGGCGUGACAUUAAUUUUGAUGAAGGCACAUUUGUCUACGUCCGCCUCCGCCCUUAUCGACAGAAAACAGCCACCGAUACAACCUAUACCAAACUCCUAGACACAUUACACACCACAUUGAUCUCCUUCCCAAUUCUAAACCAGUCAACACAAAACCUUAUCGUUACCCAUACUUCCAAAAAAAUGAAAUUGAACUCCAAAUCCAAAACAUGCUUGAUUCCAAACUCAUACAACACAGUCAAAGCCCCUUCUCAUCACCAGUAUUACUAG
Messenger RNA from Vicia villosa (hairy vetch), 1896 nucleotides. RefSeq lists its product as uncharacterized. Bases 1 to 1896 code for a protein of 631 amino acids. Gene Ontology annotation, molecular function: nucleic acid binding. Gene Ontology annotation, biological process: DNA integration. Lineage: Eukaryota; Viridiplantae; Streptophyta; Magnoliopsida; Fabales; Fabaceae. The record is from RefSeq and is a predicted model, not a curated record. The transcript has a single exon.